Elgaria multicarinata webbii is the source of this 776-nucleotide messenger RNA. Its product is annotated as 6-pyruvoyl tetrahydrobiopterin synthase-like. The transcript has 7 exons. Gene Ontology annotation, cellular component: mitochondrion. NCBI's taxonomy places the organism in Eukaryota, Metazoa, Chordata, Lepidosauria, Squamata, Anguidae. Bases 76 to 735 code for a protein of 219 amino acids. The record is from RefSeq and is a predicted model, not a curated record.
GCCUGCACCACUAUCAUUAAGAGCAUCUCUCCAUCUCUCCCUGCCCUCCAACAACAGCUCAGCUUCGCUCUAGCAAUGCAGACCCCGAGGGCUCCAGAACUUAUGCUGGCGACCUCCCCUCUGAAGACAGCUGCCUUCUCCAGGAUAGAUACAUUUAGUGCUUCCCACAAGCUGGCCUGCAAAUCCUUGAGUGAUGAAGAGAAUAAGAAGCUGUUUGGACAAAGCAAACAGAGGCAUGGGCACAAUUAUAAAGUUGUGGUGACUGUCCAUGGAGAAAUAAAUCCCAUUUCUGGGAUGGUGAUAGACCUGAUGGACUUGAAAGCAUACAUGACGGAGGCGAUCACAAAGCCCCUUGACAAAAGGGACCUGGAUGAAGAUGUCCCCUAUUUUGCCAAUGUUGUAAGUUCAACUGAGAAUCUCGCUGUGUUCAUCUGGGAAAACCUCCAGAAGCACUUGCCUGUGAAAACUCUUUAUAAAAUAAAAAUCUACGAAACAGAUGAGAGCAGUUUUGUCUAUAAGGGAGAAGCAACAGCUCCAUCAGCUUUCAUGGAUGCAUGCACACACCCUCCCCACCAAGUGCUCAGUUUGAGUAGCUUUUUGGAAACUGUGGACCUGGGGGAAAUUCACUGUUGCACUCACACUGCAGGCACUAAUUUUUGUCUGUCUUGCUUUUUUGGGGGAGAGGCACUAACAAAGAAACAGGGUUGGGAAUGGGGAGGGGACCAAUGGCACUAGUAUGCUUGAAUAGACAGGAGUUGAUAUAAUUUGCCGAGGCA